Molecule: messenger RNA, 1944 nt
Organism: Saimiri boliviensis boliviensis (Bolivian squirrel monkey)
Lineage: Eukaryota; Metazoa; Chordata; Mammalia; Primates; Cebidae
Source: RefSeq, a predicted model, not a curated record
GGGACGCACAAGCACGCUCGGCGCGAGGUGGCGGUUUGAAUCUGGCCCCUGGUGAAUCGCGUUAUGUCGCGACCGAAGAAUCAAAAUUACAAGGGCCAUGGAUUGUCAAAGGGAAAAGAACGAGAGCAGGGAGCACCAAUCCGGUUCAAGACCGCCCUCAUGAACACACUCAUGGAUGUCCUUCGCCACAGGCCAGGAUGGGUGGAAGUGAAGGAUGAAGGGGAGUGGGAUUUCUACUGGUGUGACGUCAGCUGGCUCCGGGAGAACUUUGACCACACCUAUAUGGAGGAACACGUCAGGAUCAGUCACUUCCGGAACCACUACGAGCUGACCCGAAAGAACUACAUGGUGAAGAACCUGAAGCGGUUCCGGAAGCAGCUAGAGCGUGAGGCGGGAAAGCUGGAGGCAGCCAAGUGCGACUUCUUCCCCAAAACCUUUGAGUUGCCGUCCGAGUACCACCUGUUUGUGGAGGAGUUUCGAAAAAACCCAGGAAUCACCUGGAUCAUGAAGCCUGUAGCCCGGUCGCAGGGGAAAGGCAUCUUCCUCUUCCGCAGGCUGAAGGACAUCAUGGACUGGAGGAAGGACACAAGAAACUCUGAUGACCAGAAAGAUGAUAUUCCUGUGGAGAACUAUGUGGCUCAGCGUUACAUCGAAAAUCCCUACCUGAUAGGAGGCCGCAAGUUUGACCUGCGUGUCUAUGUGCUGGUGAUGUCGUACAUCCCGCUGCGGGCCUGGCUCUACAGGGAUGGCUUUGCCCGAUUCUCCAACACCCGCUUCACAUUGAACAGCAUAGAUGACCAGUAUGUUCACCUCACCAACGUUGCUGUGCAAAAAACGUCUCCUGACUACCACCCAAAGAAGGGCAGCAAGUGGAUGCUGCAGCGCUUCCGGCAGUACCUGGCUUCCAAACACGGGCCCCAGGCAGUGGAGACGCUCUUCAGGGACAUGGACAACAUCUUCAUCAAAAGCUUGCAGAGUGUGCAGAAGGUGAUCAUCAGUGACAAGCACUGCUUCGAGCUGUAUGGCUACGACAUUCUCAUCGACCAGGACCUCAAGCCGUGGCUCCUAGAAGUCAAUGCAUCCCCAUCACUGACAGCCAGCAGCCAGGAAGACUAUGAGCUCAAGACCUGUCUCCUGGAAGAUACCCUGCAUGUCGUGGACAUGGAAGCGAGGCUCACGGGAAGGGAGAAGCGAGUCGGGGGCUUUGACCUCAUGUGGAAUGAUGGCCCGGUUAGCAGAGAGGAGGGGCCUCCUGACCUGUCCGGAAUGGGAAACUUUGUGACCAACACACACCUCGGUCUCUACUGGGGUCACUCAUAGGGCUGCAGGCACCUGGCAGAUUUACUGAGACUUGAUGGCCUACCACAGCCCCAUUCAUAGGUGUGGGGAGUUGAUACUGGCUGUCAGCUGGGCCUCUCUUUCCACGUGGCCAGUCAUCUUCCAACAGUCUAGCCCUGGCUUCUUCAUGUGAUAGACUCGGGGUUCUAAGGUGAGAAAAGACACUGCAAAGCCUUUUGCAUCCUAGACUCAGAAGUCCCGUAAGUCAUUCUGCUACAGUCAAAGCAAUUUUCUGGUCUAGUCCAGUCACUGGGUAAGAAAAUAGACUCAACCUGUUGAUGAGAGGAGCAGCCAAGUCACGUUGCACAGAGGUGUGCAUAUAGGAAUGGAAUUUUUGCAGCCAUCUUUGCUAACAGUGCACCUCAGAUAUCAAUGCACGUUAGUUCCCGGACCCCCAUUCGCGUAGCAAAGACGGAGAGCCGCCGUUUUCUACCUCGGCCGCAUACUGGAAUCACCGGGGAGCUUUAAAGACUAGUGAUGCCUGCCAGAUAAAGAUAUGGUUGGUGUGGGCAUCAGUAGCUUUUAAAGCUCCCAGGUGAUUCCAAUACGCAGCCCAAGUUGAGAGCCACUGUUUUAUUUUUUUAGAGACAGCGUCUUGCUGUGUCA